Molecule: messenger RNA, 5132 nt
Organism: Gymnogyps californianus (California condor)
Lineage: Eukaryota; Metazoa; Chordata; Aves; Accipitriformes; Cathartidae
Gene: BEND4
Product: BEN domain containing 4
Exons: 5
Coding region: 1-1485 (494 amino acids)
Molecular function (GO): DNA binding
Source: RefSeq, a predicted model, not a curated record
AUGGAGGAGGAGAUGCAGCCGGCGGAGGAGGGGCCCAGCACCCCCAAAAUCUACAAGCAGCGGGGCCCCUACAGCGUCCUGAAGACCUUCCCCGGGAAGCGGGCGGCGCUGGCCAAGCGCUACGAGAGACCCACCAUGGUGGAGGUGCCCCGCGGGCGCGGAGCGGGGCAGCCCUUCCCGCACGCCGCCGAGCCGCUGCCCUACGCGCCGCACGGCCCCUUCCCCAACGGGCCCGCCCGCCCCGCCGCCGCCCCCGCCGCCGCUGCCCAGAGCCACCCCCGCCCGCCGCCGCCGGCCCCGAGCUCUUCGGGCCGCUACGGCCCCUGCCCGGCGGCGGCGGGGGGCGGCGGCGCGGAGCUGAGCGCAGAGAGUCGAAUGAUUCUGGAUGCCUUUGCCCAACAAUGCAGCCGGGUUCUAAGUCUCUUAAAUUGUGGUGGAAAACUACUGGACAACAAUCACUCUCAGUCCAUGAUUUCUUGUAUAAAGCAGGAAAACCCAAAUUAUAGUGAAAGACAAGAGCAAUGUCAGCUUGGGAAAAUGGUCCAUAGUCAGACGUCAGACAUUUUAGACAUAGAGAUGCAGUAUAUGCAAAAGAAACAACAAACCUCAGCCUUUCUGAGAGUUUUUACCGAUUCCCUUCAGAACUAUUUGCUUUCUGGGAGCUUCCCUUCUCAGAACACCUCAUCAGUAAAUGAUUUUAGCCAUUUGGCAGAUGUGGAUCCACUUUCAACCUCUCCAGUACACACUUUAGGUGGAUGGACAUCUCCAGCAACAUCUGAAUCUCAUGGUCACCCGUCAUCUUCUACACUUCCAGAGGAGGAAGAGGAGGAAGAGGAAGAAGGUUAUUGCCCUCGGUGUCAAGAGCUAGAGCAGGAGGUAAUUUCAUUGCAACAAGAAAACGAGGAACUUCGUAGAAAAUUGGAGAGCAUUCCAGUGCCCUGCCAGACUGUUUUAGAUUAUUUGAAGACUGUACUUCAGCAUCACAACCAGCUUAUGGUACCACAGCCAACAGACCAUCCGACUGAGGGGAGCAAGCAGUUGCUGAACAACUACCCUGUCUACAUCACUAGUAAACAGUGGGAUGAGGCUGUAAAUUCUUCCAAGAAAGAUGGACGACGGCUCCUUCGCUAUCUCAUCAGAUUUGUUUUCACAACCGAUGAGCUUAAGUACUCAUGCGGCCUUGGAAAAAGGAAAAGGUCAGUGCAGUCAGGAGAGACAGGUCCUGAAAGACGUCCUCUGGAUCCAGUAAAAGUAACAUGUCUCAGAGAGUUCAUUAGGAUGCAUUGUACUUCCAACCCGGACUGGUGGAUGCCAUCCGAAGAGCAAAUAAACAAGGUAUUCAGUGACGCAGUAGGACAUGCUCGUCAAGGGCGUGCGGUGGGGACUUUCCUUCACAAUGGGAACUCGUAUUACGAAGGGACUGACCAUCCAGGAUCACAGGACGAAGUCUUCAAUAGAGGUAUGCAAGACGGAUCUGGCGAUUGAUGGCAGUGAGAAGAACCUCAUACAACAGUAGCAACCACUUAAUUUAGGAGAGACUAUUUGUUAAACAUACUUACCCUGCUGUCAUUUAAGAGUCCAAAGCAUGUUUGAACACAUACUGCAUACAUUUCAGCUUCUCCAUCCUACCAUGCCCCCGUUAACAGAAAGAAAUCAAUUUCAAGACCUGCUCUGUGGGACUUCUCAGUGCCUAUUAUUUGCAAAUCCUUCAUAGCACCCUCAAAGGGAAAUUGCAGUUCAUUUCAUCUAGUUCUAGAGGAAAGGUCAUUUAAAAACUAUAAAAAUGUCAAAAGAAACAGCAGCUACUGUCUCGUCUGCCUAUUGAUAACAAGCCCAGGUCUGGACCCAGAACAGCUGGGUACUAUUUGCUUUCCAUGAGUAGGAGAUGUAAGAACAAGUCUGCAUGCUUAUAACAAAAAAAGAAGUGGUCUCCCAUUUCCUAACAGAAAAUAACAUAAUUAUAAAUGCUACCUUAAAAUACCGCACAAGGUGGAAAAUUCAGGGACUUCCUUUAGCCAACUCUGCCAGGAAAUUAAGCUUCCCGGGUAAAACAGCAGCGCUUGUCAACAGCAGAAUCCUUCAAAGACCCAGAACAAUAACAGGCACUUCUAAUAGAUAAAAAUUGCUUUGUAUAUCAGAUAGACACUAUAUUUAUCUAGAUUUCUAGGGGAUUAGAGUUGAUCAUGACAGUUUUCAUUAAAACAAGAUUGCUAAAAACAAAUUGCCAUUUCAGAAGACAGGUUUUGCUUUGUCUGUUCCUAUUCUGCAGCCAUAUUAUGUAGCUUUAGAGGCUUUAAAUUGCCUUUUCUUGGUUUUGCUUUCAUUUGUGUUUUAUAUCCGUUCCUUGAAAUAGAUGAGGCAAUGUGCUGGUCUUAACAGUCAGAUGCUCAGUGUUGCAUUCAGGGAGGGGUUGGGUAAGAAGAGCCUAGUUUAACCUUUUGUUGUAAGUAAGCAUGGGAUGCAAACUAAGAGCUGUAAGAAAAGAACUGUGCUAGAGCAGAAUUCACAACAGCGCACAACAUUGGAAGCAGAUACCAACUUAGAAAAAAAAAAAUCAGUCCACUGAAAACCUUUAAUUUUAAAGGCUUAGGAGUCCGUUGUCCCUCUAAAUUGAUGCACUCCAGAAAUACGCAAUGCCAAAGAAAGAAUACCCUUUCCUUUCCGUGUCAGGGUGUUUCCAUCUCCUUACCCUUGUCCGGUCACUCAGGCCAGUGCUGGCAUCCUUCCCAGCCUGAACCAGCUCUCCUUGAGGCAACUUUCCCCACUGGCAGGUACAGGGAACUGGUUUCUGGAAAGAAAGUUCACUUCGCUUUUGACCAUCCUUACUGCUACCUCAUCAGCGUUGACUCUCCUGAACGCGUAUCUCAUACUUCCCAGCUUUCCUGCCUUGUGCAAGCCACGAGAGAAGCUACUAAUUGCUCCUUUUACCCUUCUCCUCUCCUUCCCGACCUUCUCCCCGUGCGCUGGGCAGGGCAGGAGACAGCCAACCCCUUCCUCAAAGAUCAGGAAGGGCCCUCUGGGGUGAAGCGCUCCUCUAGCUCCAGCCUGACCGCGGAUGGAGGACUGAGGCAGUCUCUCAAAGGUCAGCUCACCCACAUGAUAGUUUCUUCCCGCCAUCUGCCUCCUCUUUGCCUGCGGUUGUGACUGGUCUCUCACGGCCGGCCCGCGGGGCAUCUCGGGACACGGGCUCCACCGUGCACCGCCAUAGUCGGGACCUCGCUCAGCCAGGAUAUGCUUUAGGCCCUUAAAUGUCCAAUACCUCUCAAUUCAUUUUAUUUUUGGUGAUUUUUAAAAGGGGGGUGAAAGGCACUCACUUACCCCAGAAUAACUCAUUUAUUUUCUAAAAGUGAAUGAGCAGUUUAGUCACACUAGACCUCACCAGGCCAAGGGGUUUGGGACAGCAUCCCUCACUACAGGCAGGAGGUGACUUUCUUUGAGUGGUCAAUGGUGCGUGGUGGCCUUCUGGAGGAGAAACUCGGUGUAUAGAAAUGUCAUGGUACAGAUAUCCUAUAGUAGCUUUUCAGUGUUGAACUUACACUUUUUUUUAAAAGAACUAUAAUAGAAGAUGUUACAUUGCUCAGAUGGUGUAAGUCUUGCUGGUCUAUGUUUAAUGUGGUGACACUUGCCAGAACUACUUGGUAAAACAUGUCAGAACGUGUGAGUCAACAUUAUACUGUAAAUUUGUCCAUCGCAAUAUGUAUCAUGCUGUAUUUUUGUAAACAUUGUGAUGGUUUCCUUUCAAAUGUUUAAUCGUAUGAGGUUAAAAAUAGGAACGCUUCAUUUUUAACAGUCACAGAACAGCAUUACUGGACUGGACAGACCUCUCUCACUUAAUAACCUAAAGAUUUGCUGAAAUAACUAGUAAGCCUAGCUUUAUUUUUAGUGUAGAAAGUGUAGCCAGCGUCCUGGAACCGCUCACAAUCCUCUGCUCUCAUACUGUGCAAAAUAACCAAAUGUAUAGUUUCAUCUAGUGCCACUUUGGCACUAGAAAUGGCUUUGCAGGUUUAGACCUUUCUUUAUGAACAAAAUUUUGCCCUCAGUUGCUUGUGUGCACUGGCCAGUGACAUGAAUCGUAGUCACAGACAGGCAUUAGCAAACACCAGCUCAUCGGUUUUUUUGUUCGUUUGGUUUUAAAAUAACAGAGUACAGCAACUUCUCUCAGUUGUCUGUCUAAUUGCCAUCAUGGCCAUUUGACUCUUGACCCACCCAUUUCAUUUAAAAAAAAACCCAAACCUUUCACAACAGCUUAUUCUGAUUAAUUUGUUCAUGAGACAUUAUAAAUUCAUACACAUUGAAGUGUCUAAAUAUCCGCAAGAUGUUAGGUAUAAUAGUAUGGGACCUGAAAUAAUAGAUAGCACAUAAGCCCUUGCAGAGUGAGAUAUCCGUAUUUAAGCAGUGUGCUUUGUAAGUCAGCACAUCCCUUCCCAGCUCUGGAUGUAGACAGCAGGCUUGCGACAGACGGAAACCGCUAUCUAUCAUGUCACUCCAGAAAGUCCCAGGAGGAUAGAGAUUCUUGUCUUAGCCUUCCAUACUCUUUAAUCUUACUGUCAUUUAUGUAUCUGCCUUCUCUCAAACUUUGUGUAGCAGUACCGCACGCCCAUCUGUGCCAACAUGCCUUCGCUAUAUUUUCUAUGACAAAUAUUUGUGGAGAAACUGUGAUUAAAAAACCAUUAAUCCUGAUAUUUUUAUUGUUAUGGUGUAGUUAAUUCUAUGAAUACUUUCUAAUGAUGAUUGUACUGUGUAGAGUAAGUACAGGUUAGGGAUAGACCUUUACCAGAUAUUGUACAAAAAAAGUGCAUAGUGUAAUAUAGACUAGUAAGGUUUUUGUGACAAUUUCUAUAGGAUGUGUGAAUUGUUUUCUAUGUGGCAACACACAUUUCUUUUAAAGAAUAUAAAAAUCUUAGAGAAUUUUUUAAACGGUCAAUAUUUUUUAAUUAUAAAGGCAUUUGUUACCUACAGUUUACUAUUUCAGGUGUUAAUUCUAAUUUGAAUAUUGGUUUUAUUACUACAUACCUCCAGUUCCAUUUGUUCUGUUGCAUAAAAAUGCACAAUAAAAGUUAGUCUCUGGUUAACCUGUCUCUCUCUUUCUCUAUAGGCAUUGUUGUGUUGGUGUGACAGCCGUCACAACUGGU